AUGAGUGUCGAAAAAGAUGCCCAUUUGCCAUCUCCUUCUGCGGCGAUUGCGCAGAAUCCCGCAGAGCAGAUCCAGCUAGUCGAGGAGGCAGCAGUGGACAUAGAUAAAUCACAAGACGUUGUUGUGGACGAUGGCGAGGAUGGCCUGACUAAAAAGAAGAAAGCUGAUGCUGGACUGGGCAACUAUUUUCGAGUAUUCACGUAUGGCACGAAGCUGGACGCAUUGUUUAUCGCCCUUUGUGUUCUCACAUCGAUCGGCGCAGGAAUAACAAUGCCUUUGAUGAACAUAGUUUUUGGCCAGCUCGUUGGUCAUUUUACAGACUACUUUCUCCCCAAUUCGACAGUGACCAAAGAGGAAUUCAUGUCAGAAGUCAACAAGCAGGCCCUGUACAUUGUCUAUCUCUUCAUAGCCAAAUUCGGCAUGUCCUACAUUUCGAUGUUCACAAUACGGAUCAGUGGACUUCGAAUGAGUGCUGCGCUUCGAUUAGCUUACCUGAGGGCGACAUUUGCGCAACCCGUAAGCGUCAUUGACACUAUCUCACCUGGUAAAGUUUCGACGCGCAUCACCACCUCAUCGAACACGAUUCAACUCGGUAUCUCGCAACAACUCGCUCUGCUCUUCCAAUCUCUCGCUUUCACAAUCGGUCUAUAUGUGGUUGCGUUCGUCAAAGGACCGCUUCUCACUCUUAUCGCUAGCAUCUCGCUACCAUUCAUCUUCAUCACGUACGGAAUCAUAGUUCCACCGCUGAUGAAAGAAGCCAAGGCUACAGAGGCGAUCCUCGAGAAGGCAUCUGCGGUCGCAUACGAGAUAUUCUCUUCGAUCCGCAUCGUGGCAGCAUUCGGCGCACAGGCAAAACUAGCUAAACAACACGAAGUGCUCUUGGACAAUGCGAAAAAGCAGGGCAGAAAAGUAGCUCCUUGGAUGGGCCUAGUGAUGGCUCCUUCCAUGAUGGCGAUGUACGGCACCUUCGGACUAACCUUUUGGUUUGGAGUGCGACAGUACGAGCACGGACAUACUUCAAACAUCGGAGACAUCGUCGUGGUCCUCUUCUCUGUAAUGACGGCGGUCCUGCUGAUUGGGCGCGUAGCAGGCCCAUUCAUAGCCAUAACCAAAGCUGCGACGGCUGCCUCCGAGAUCUUCGCCACUAUCGAUUUCCCAGUCCCCGAUAUUUCUGGCCUGAAAGAACCAGAGAUAUCCUCUGAGCAAUCCAUUUCGUUUGAAAAUGUUGCCUUCUCGUAUCCGAGCCGUCCGAACGUGCAGAUCCUCGAUGGUCUCAACGCUACAUUUGAAGCUGGGAAGCUCACAGCUAUUGUUGGUCCUUCUGGUUCCGGAAAGAGCACUAUUGUCGGUCUCAUACAACGGUGGUACGACCUAUCAGGUACGGUUGCUAAGCAGGUGACCAAAGACAAGACCGAGGAUUCCGCACCGGCGGAUCUGGUUGGACAAGAACCCAUUCAGGAUGAGAAAACGAAGAAGAAGAAGAAGGGGUGGAGGAAAGGCAAGAACAAGGACAAGAAGUUGGUCAAGUCGGGCGAGAAAGAAGAGGAAGUCAACCUCGGGCCCAAUACAUGUACAGGUACCGUGCGUAUUGGUAACAUAGACCUUCUCCAGGUUGAUCUCAAAUGGUGGCGCUCCCAGAUUGGGCUUGUGCAACAGGAGCCAUUCCUAUUCAACGACACCCUCUUUAACAACGUCGCAUUUGGUCUCUGUGGAACGAAAUGGCAAGACUUGACGAAAGAAGAAAAAAUGAAGAUGGUCAAGGAAGCUUGCAAAGAGGCUUACGCAGAUGAAUUUAUAGACAGACUGCCGCAAGGCUAUGACACCAUGGUGGGCGAGAGUGGCAUCAAGCUAUCCGGUGGACAACGACAACGAAUCGCGAUCGCUAGAAGUAUCGUCAAGCAGCCGCCCAUCCUGAUUCUCGACGAAGCCACCAGUGCGAUCGAUGUUCGUACCGAGCGGAUCGUGCAGGAUGCCCUGGACCGUGUCUCGAAGAAUCGAACGACCAUUGUCAUCGCGCAUCGUCUGUCAACUAUCAAGCGCGCUGAUAAGAUUAUAGUGAUGCGACAAGGAAAACUCGUUGAGCAGGGUAGCCACGAUGAACUCGUUAAGAUUGAAGACGGCGUCUAUCAUAGUCUCGUCUACGCUCAGAACCUUGCUAUGGAAGCAGAUGAAGAGCUUGCAGAUGCACCGCUGCGAAAAUCGAAGACCGCUGAGACCGAAAAAUCCGACAUCGUGGAAACAGAAGAAGAUCGUCCAGCAUCAAAAGAUGAGCCGGAGUGGACUGACAAGAGUUUCAUGAGUACCGGUGGGCGUAUGAUAUUGGAACAACGUCACCACACUGUCCUAUAUUUGCUCGCCUUCGUGGGUAUCCUCGGCGCUGGAGCUGUGUAUCCCAUACAGGCAUACGUCUUUGCCAAUGUUGUUCAAGUCUUCACCUUGAGUGGUCAAUCUUUUGUGCAGAAGGGUUAUUUCUGGGCCGGCAUGUUCGGCAUCGAAGCUGCUGGCGUCGGGAUUGCGUACUUCGCUAUCGGCUUUUGCACUCACAUGAUUUCCAUCGCCAUUACCCGUCACUACAGACAAGAGUAUCUCCUCAACUUGAUAAGGCAGCGCAUACCGUUCUUCGAUCGCGAAGGUCAUUCGGCGGGAACAUUGACGUCCAGAGUAAGCGGUGACGCAACACAGCUCCAGCAACUCAUGAGCACUGAGAUGUCGAUGGCGGCCAUAGCUGUGGUCAACCUGGUUGGUUCCACAAUCAUCGCCUUCGUGUACGGAUGGAAACUAUCUCUUGUUGGCCUCUUCGCCGCGCUACCUCCGAUUCUCGCUGCGGGAUACCUCCGCCUCAGCAUCGAACAAAAGUUCGAAAAGACCAAUGCUGCUGUAUUCGAAGAGAGCUCGCAGUUUGGGACUGAGGCUGUGGGGGCGUUUAGGACAGUUCUUUCAUUGAUCAUGGAAGACAUGAUCGGCAAUAGAUACGAGACGCUGCUACGGUACCACGUGAAGAAGGCUUUCAGCGAUGCGAGGCUCGGAACAGUUGUCUUUGCCGCUUCGGACAGUGUUGAGCUAGGAUGCAUGGCAUUGUCCUUCUGGUAUGGUGGAACCCUGCUAGCCUCCAGAGAGUACGAGGUCACCGACUUCUUCGUAAUUUACAUGUCCAUCGUCCAAGGCGCCGUCGCGGCAGGAAUGUGGUUCUCCUUCGCGCCAAACAUCGCCCAAGCCACCAGCGCUGCAAAUCGAAUCCUCAGUAUGCGCCCCGCGCGCGAUGCCCCACCUCCGACCUACGCACCCAUAGAGCCUUCUCCCUCCGGCGUUGCCAUCGACUUCCGCUCCGUCCAAUUCACCUAUCAAUUGCGUCCCACUCCCGUCCUCAAUAACCUCAACAUCUCCAUCCAGCCUGGCCAAUUUGCUGCUCUAGUCGGCGCAUCAGGAUGCGGCAAAUCGACCACCAUCUCCCUCCUCGAGCGCUUCUAUGACGCCACGUCGGGAAAAGUAGAAUAUAAUGGGCAAGAUAUCACAACUCUGGAUCCGGACGAGUAUCGCCAAAACAUUAGUCUCGUGAGCCAGGAGCCGACGCUGUAUGAGGGCACGAUCAGGGAGAAUGUGGCGCUAAGCGUGGACGACGCGACGGAUGAGGAUAUUCAGGCUGCUUGUGCGGAUGCCCAGAUCCAUGAGUUCAUCACGUCGUUGCCGGAUGGGUAUGCGACACGGCUUGGGCCGAAGGGUAUGUCGCUCUCUGGUGGCCAGAAGCAGCGUCUGUCGCUCGCACGUGCCCUCUUACGCCGUCCCAAACUCUUGUUACUCGACGAAGCGACGAGUUCGUUGGACAGUGAGAGCGAGAAGCUGGUUCAGGAGGCGAUUGAGCGAGCCGCAGGCGAGGGCGGGCGCACAGUCAUCGCGGUCGCGCAUCGUCUGGCGACAAUCCAGAACGCGGAUGUGAUCUUCGUUCUGGGAAGUGGGAAGGUGCUCGAGAAGGGGGAUCACCAGGCUUUGUUGAGAAAGAGGGGCGUAUACUACCAGAUGUGUCAAGCGCAAGCGCUCGAUCGAUAG
Molecule: messenger RNA, 4044 nt
Organism: Paraphaeosphaeria sporulosa
Lineage: Eukaryota; Fungi; Ascomycota; Dothideomycetes; Pleosporales; Didymosphaeriaceae
Product: P-loop containing nucleoside triphosphate hydrolase protein
Exons: 9
Coding region: 1-4044 (1347 amino acids)
Biological process (GO): transmembrane transport
Cellular component (GO): membrane
Molecular function (GO): ATP hydrolysis activity; ATP binding; ABC-type transporter activity
Source: RefSeq, a predicted model, not a curated record